AUGUCCACUGCGACAGCGGCUAAGGUAGUGCAGUAUUUAGAAACUGAGGUAUUUCAUAUGUUUGGAGUACCAGAAUUUGUGCAUUCAGACAAUGGUAAACAGUUUGUGUGCGAAACCUUUAAGUCAUUUUUAGAGAAAUAUGGAGUAAUACAAGUCAGAACGGCGUUAUAUUCUCCACAAGCGAAUGCAGCAGAGCGUGUCAACCAGUCCGUAUUGCAAAUGUUAAGAUCAUAUUUGGGUACUGAUCAAAGGAAAUGGGACGAGCAUAUCAGUGAUGCGGCCUUUGCUUUGAGGAGUGCAAAGCACAGUUCAAUUGGAAUGGAACCAUACUUUGCGGUGUUCGGUGUGAACAUGGUUCAACAUGGCGCGGCGUAUGAUGUCAAUAGACAACUGCAAUUAAUGCGAUCUGCCGAGGUUAUGAACCUACAGCACUGUGAUAAGCAACAGUUAGUGAGAGAUAGGAUAAAUGUUGAAUUACAAAAUGCACAUAAGAGAGCCGAGAAGGUGUACAACACUCGAAGCAAACAGGUGCAAUUCCAAGUAGGGCAAAUUGUUUAUCGUAAGAACUUCAGACAGAGUAAACUGGCGGACGGUUACAAUGCUAAACUAGGACACAAAAAUGUUAAAUGCGUGGUAUUAAAGGCAAUAGGUAAUUCAUUGUAUGAGCUCGGCAACAGCCAAGGGAGAAAAGUAGGCGUCUUCCACGCUAAAGACAUAUUAAGUAAAUAA
Molecule: messenger RNA, 729 nt
Organism: Teleopsis dalmanni
Lineage: Eukaryota; Metazoa; Arthropoda; Insecta; Diptera; Diopsidae
Exons: 1
Coding region: 1-729 (242 amino acids)
Biological process (GO): DNA integration
Molecular function (GO): nucleic acid binding
Source: RefSeq, a predicted model, not a curated record